Messenger RNA from Lolium rigidum, 1684 nucleotides. RefSeq names its product cyclin-SDS-like. Gene Ontology annotation, molecular function: cyclin-dependent protein serine/threonine kinase regulator activity. Gene Ontology annotation, cellular component: nucleus; cyclin-dependent protein kinase holoenzyme complex; cytoplasm. Lineage: Eukaryota; Viridiplantae; Streptophyta; Magnoliopsida; Poales; Poaceae. Gene Ontology annotation, biological process: regulation of cyclin-dependent protein serine/threonine kinase activity; mitotic cell cycle phase transition. The record is from RefSeq and is a predicted model, not a curated record. The coding region runs from base 1 to 1434 and encodes 477 amino acids. The transcript is spliced from 7 exons.
AUGCCUCCCACCAUGCUCGCGCCGGUGCCGACGAGGCCGCGCUCCAACCUCCACCGCCGCCGGAGAGGGGCGGCUGCCCUGCUCCCGGGCCAGAUCGUGACGGCGGCGGCGGCGGCGGGGGCGAAGCGGCCCGCGGAGUCCUCCACAUCGGCUUCCUCCUCCUUCCGCAGUGUGGUCGUCUCCACCACCUCCUCCGCCGCCCUCGACGCGCAGCGCCCCGACAAGAGGCCCCGGCGCCAGGACGCGGACGCGGCCGAGGCGCGCCCCGCGGCCUCCGAGUGCUCCGAGAUCAUCGGCGGCGGCGCGAGGCCGCGCCCCGCGCCCGCGGAGGUCGAGGCCUCCGAGUCGUCCUGCCUCGGCUCCGUCCUCGAGUCCGACCUCGCCUGCCCCGAGCACCUCGCCGACGACGCUGACACCACGGACUACUCCUCGGCCUGCUGCGAGCUCACGCAGUCCGACGCGGAGGAGGAGGUCCUCAGCGCCCCCAGCCCCGGCGACGCGUUCGACUCCCUCACCCCCCUCAUCGACCUCACCUCCCCUUACUCCUCCGACGACGACGACGCCGACGAGGAUGACGACGACGACGCCGCGCCCUCCCUCACCUUCUCCUACUUCCUCGACUACGCCCAGCAAUUCGUCCCCUGCCCGCACCCCAAGUCACACGCCGUCCCCGACGCCGCCAUGCCAGAGGUGAGCGGUUCCCGGUUCGAGGACCUGGACGACGAGGAGAGCUACGAGCAGUUCCGGCUGCGCGAACGGCGCGGAGUGAUGGCGUGCGACUACGGCGAGGUGUACGGCUCCAUGGCAGGCGACCAUGGCCGCGACGUCCUGAUGCAGCGCGCUGUCAUGGUGAACUGGAUCAUGGAGUAUGUGGAUUUGAGAGAGCUGCAGCCAGAGACAUGUUUCAUGGGAGUUGGACUGAUGGACCGCUUCUUGACACGUGGAUACGUAGAGGGCACUAGGAAUCUGCAGUUGCUGGGUAUCGCCUGCGUCACUCUGGCUACCCGCAUCGAAGAGAACCAACCAUACAAUAGCAUCAUGCAGAACACUUUCACGGUAGGGAUCAACAUGUACAGCCGAAGUGAGGUCGUCGCCAUGGAGUGGCUGGUUCAGGAGGUCCUCGACUUCCAAUGCUAUGUCACGACAGUCCACCAUUUCCUCUGGUUCUAUCUGAAGGCUGCAAAAGCAGACGACAAAGUGAAGGAUUUGGCAAAACACCUGGCUUUCCUCUCCCUUCUGGACCAUAGGCACCUCUCCUACUGGCCCUCCACCGUGGCCGCAUCGGUGGUAGCCCUUGCUUGCCUUGCCACAAACAAGGACUCCUCCUGUAGGGAGGUAAUGGAGGUAUGUACGCAGACUCACAUGAGGAACAAGGACGACGAUCUGCCUGAAUGUUUAAUGAGUCUCGAGUGGAUGGUAAACUAUGCUUCGUGAUACACAGGGCUCCCAGGUUGAACAUUCGGUUCUAAUCUUCUGCUGAUCAACACAGUGUAGCGCAGUCGUUUAGCAACAACACAAGUGUACAUGCCACUAGUUUACACAGCAGGAUAAAGUAAAAGGGGGACACGGUCUCGUGUUUAUCGCCGUAAAGAGGAAGAUCGUCAAUGCAGAAUUUGAUACUGGGCUUGUGACUGUGGGACAACUGUUGUUGUCGUCUGUCUUUGCAUAGUCAGUUAGCACUUUA